AUGUCGUCGUCAAUGCUCCCUGAAUCUUACAGCAUCAAAAGUCCUGUGCUAAUCACAGGAGGGACAGGUUAUGUUGCUGGAUGGAUCAUCAAGAGACUCUUGGAAGAAGGCAUUAUUGUGCACGUUGCAGUACGGGAUCCAUCCAACGAAAAGAAGGUAGCUCAUCUCAAAGAGCUUGAGUCAAAAAAUCCUGGUCAAUUGAAGUUUUUCAAGGCAGAAUUGUUGGAGGAGGACUCAUACACUGAAGCAAUGCAAGGUUGCACGCUUGUUUUCCAUACAGCUUCACCUUUUACCUCUAAAAUCACAGACCCUCAGAAAGAUUUAGUGGACCCUGCCCUAUUAGGUACGAGAAAUGUGUUGCAGUCAGUCAACAAAACACCAACAGUCACAAGAGUGGUGCUAACCAGCAGUAUUGUGGCCAUAUAUGGAGAUAACAAAGAUAUUAAGUCAGCUCCCAACCAUACUUUAACUGAAGACCAAUGGAAUACCACCUCAAGUGUGGAUCACCAGCCAUACCCAUAUUCGAAGGUUGUUGCUGAAAAAGAGGCAUGGAAGAUUCAUGAUGCUCAAACCAGAUGGGACUUAGUUACUGUCAAUCCCACACUCGUCUUUGGACCCAGUUUGACUCCAACCACAUCGGAAAGUUUUGCAAUAAUGAAGCAAUUUGGUGAUGGUACCAUGAAGUCGGGGUGUCCCAAACUUGGGUUGGGAGUUGUGGAUGUCAGAGAUGUUGCCGAAGCUCAUAUAAGAGCAGCAUUUACUUCUACCGCGAAAGGGAGAUACCUCGUCAAUGGCAGCAAUACCACCCUUUUUGAAAUUGGCAAUGAACUAAGGCCCGAAUAUAAUGCUUACCCACUUCCCAAGUUUGAGGUUCCUAAGGCUCUUAUCUGGCUUGUUGGCCCUAUAGUUCUGAAGGGUUUUACGAGAAAGUUCAUUUCACAAAAUGUGGGAUUCCCUUUUAAAGCAGACAAUUCGAAGAGUGUGAGAGAGUUAAAGCUUGAGUACAAACCUUUACGUGAGACCGUCCAGGAGUUUUUUCAAGAACUCAUUGACAGCAAACAGGUGAAGGCAAGAUGA
Molecule: messenger RNA, 1077 nt
Organism: Sungouiella intermedia
Lineage: Eukaryota; Fungi; Ascomycota; Pichiomycetes; Serinales; Metschnikowiaceae
Source: the annotation of a GenBank genome assembly